AUCUCGGCCUAGAGGUUAAAUAUGUCAUCACUAGAAGAACAGCGUCACCAGUCCCGUUUGCGCCUAGAAAGGAACUUCGCUCAUAUCAUUGAGAAGUACGGACAGCAUGACAAUAGCAGUGAUGUUAUUGACCUUGACUCACUUUCCAUUAUCAGAGAUCGUGGGCAGCUGUCCAAACAGCCAUCACCAAAAAUAUUUGGUUACAGCAGGUUAGCGGCGACGUCAUGUCUUGACAGUUCCGACUUGGGUCCGGCUCUUCUACCUACAUCAAACUCUAACGACAGUGACACAACAAUCUUACAGGACAAUGCAGGAGAUGAUGAGAUAUCAGCACAAAGUCCUAAUAAGGACCUCUCAAAGGUGUAUGAUUCUGCAGUCGAAGCUAUCAAGAAUGACAUUCUCUCUCAUAAUUUUGAGAGCGCCCCGUUCAGCUAUGAUUAUGGCAGGAGAAACAGUUCCAGUGACAGUGAUGAUGAAGAGAAUAGAAGCGAAGAAGACAGUAAUUAUGGUGAGAUGAGUGAAUAUGAUAGCGAUGAUGCUAGUAACCAGUCAAGUGUUUAUAUACCCAAAAUAUGGAAAGGUAAUGUUGACAGUUCAAGCAGAGUUACUAGGCAAAGUUUGAGCGAAAGUGGGUGUUUCUCGGCACUGGAGGAAAACAGUGAAGACAUAAUUCCAAAUUCCAUUGUGGAAACUAGAAGUCAAGUAAAACAUACUCCUUUGAUUGCUAGGCUGUUUCCAAAUCUGUGUUUGUCAAGUCAUGACAGUGCCAAAAACGAUGCAAACAGUUCUGGUGCAAAGAGCCCUUCAUGUCAAUCCCAUGGUAAUGAUGUGAAGACCGUAAAUAAGAGAUUGGAAUUUCAGGAAUCCAGUGAUAGUGAAAUCUUUGGAAUGACAUUUACAUUGCCCACGGUUGUGAUGCCUACCGGGCACUUUAAUCAUGCAUCAUCUCAUUUCGACGGUCUUGCCUGUGAAAAUGUGCAUUCUGUUGCAUCUGUGCGAAUGUCAAAUGAUGGAAAGGCUUGCGCAGAUAAUUUAGCUUGUUGCCCAACUAGGCUCAGUACACCAGCUAAAUCCACCAGCAAGAAUCGUUUUACAAAUAAAAUCGAAAGCCGUCUAUCACCAUACAGUCCUACAUCAUUGACUACAACUCCAAACCCCAAUGACAAACCAAUGACGGAUGUAUCUGUAGAUAGCCUAUCCAGACACACUUCCUCAACUAAAUGUGACAACACGGAUUGUGCAACACAUAACUGCAAAUCGCACUCAUCCAACUGUAUCUCACUGUCCAAAACGCCAAGUACCUGCAAAGAGCGCACGAGGAAGAUUGUAAGAACACCCUACCGUGGUACCCCCCGUUUCAGCACUGAGGAGAUCCUAGCAAUAUUUCAAUCUCCUGAACCUCUUGUGAUUCCUGGAAUACCACACGCCUCUCCAAUGCCUCGUAAAAUCAAUACGAAUGCACUGGGAGUACCCCCUGCAAGAAUUGCAGACGAGAUUAAAGAAAUGAUUACUCUGUCACGCGCAACAGACAAGCAAGAUGAUUCAAAGACUCAGCAAAGUUACGACCCAAAUAAAAAAAUUGUGCGAUUACUACCUAGCAGGAAAGCUUCUACCGGAUUGGUAGCCGAAGAAGUGGGUAACAAUGAUGACGACUCCCGCAUAUCAGCAAGCUCUUGCAGUGACAGGGAACUUGCUGAUUCGUUAGAGACUGUGUUAGCUAAGAGCUGUAAAUACUUGCAGUCAGACGCGCAUGUGCAAAAAAGUACCGACCUGAAAAGAAUCAGCUGCAUCAACUCUGACAGACUCGCAGCCAUAGUUCAUGAUUCGGACAUUGCACGUAUAUCGUCGCCACCAAAACGACGAUGCCUAUCACCCAAUGCUCAAUGUACACAGCUUGGCGAAACACGUGAGUGGGCUUGUAGUACUUGGCAUUUAAAGUCGCAGAUAGGACAGCUUAGCUACCUGGAACCCAUGCAUGAGAACUUGACAAAUAGAGCAGAGAACAAAAAUGGAAAUGAAGGUCAAGACAACCUUAUCUACCACCCAAAAGAUUCACCAUCUACAGGUAAAGUGCUGAUACUGACAAACGAUUCUAAACGAACCGAAGAAAGUCAUUCAUGCCAUAGCCCAGUGCUACCCUACAAGAUAUCCAGAAGCCAACCCUUUGAACAACCCACUGAGAUAAAACCAGAGAUGGUUGCAUCUAACAUCGAUGGUGUGAGAAGCUGCCUACAUGGUGAGGGUAUUGUGGAGCAACAGAAAAAUUUUGUUGUGUCAUGUACAGACAAAAAUGGUGCAAGUAAGGUAUCAGUCAGAAGAAAUAACACUGAAGUGUGUCGUGCUCAUGCUACAGAUGUAUUAAGGCCCAAUUUUCCACAUCUAAGCAGUAAGCUAAGUGUGAUGGUGCCAGCGUCGGUGCCUGUUCCUGGCCUUCCAUCAACCCACCAGUUAAUAGAACUUCCAAGUAGAGUCAAACUGCAGUCAGUACCAACACAGUAUAAUGAGCUGCGUGACGAUGUCAACAUGUACGCUACACCUACAGCCACACGUCAAAUGAAGGAGAACCCUUCCCCUGCUGUGCAGCAUUCACCCAAGGUCAUCACUGGACAGUCACGUAGUACUAGUAGUACACCAGCCAAGGUUGUUAACUCGACCAUGCCUGACAUUAGUGUCUCCAUCAUUGAAAGCAGUACUGUGUGUGACAGCGAGGACAGCGAUGUGACUUUCAAGGUGAUAGAUUGGAGUGCCGAUUUGAUGGAAGAAAAACCUAAGUCAACCAGGAAGCAUGCUCUGACUUCGGUGGAAUGUGCCGUCAGCAACAGUCAGAAAUCAUCACGUCAGAGAGACACUAAAAUUACGGAUAAGAUGUCAAAAUCAAGGGCUCAUUGCAUAAAUCAAUGUUAUAGAGAAACAUCUGUACAGCAUGCUAGUCAGAUGACUGGAAAGGCUGAGCAACGAAAAUGCAAAGAUAGAUAUCAAAACGCCACCAAGUCAGUUCUGAAUAUUGAGAGUUCAACUCGAGAUACUCGGAAACACUUGUCUGAUAAACGGCAUCAAAAGGUUGUACAGUGGUUAGUGUCUACACCUGAACAGAAGUCAUCUUGGCAUCGGGCAUCCUAUAGUCAUGUAGAAAUGUCAGUUUCGCCGGACUCUUCUGUUGAUUCCCGCAAGCCUUCUUUGGGUACGUCACCACCGUCAACUCCUCUGGAUUCAACAUACUUGCAAAGGCAACCAGUUCAAGCAACUGUCUCACCAAGAUACAGCAGAGAGCAAGAGGAGCCGCACAUUGUGCAACACAACACCCGUUCAGCAGAUUCUCCUGCCCCGUGGAGAUCGGCUGCUGUACAGACUGUUAUAAACGUGGGCUUGCAUGCAGCUACAGAGAAGGUGAACUCUGCACCAAUCUUUUUGAAGCGGCUGCUGCCAACUAAUCUGAGAAGUGUUAGAAGACGAUGGCACACUACUACUAGCAAGCAACAAGCGAGUGAUAGUUCAGAGGAUGACGAGUUUUACAUCUUCAUGCCGAGAAAACAUAGAGCACUCUACAUGACAAGGGGCAGCAGUACAUCGAGUGAUCAUUUAAGUGGUGAUAGUCUAGCUAGUACCAAGCCAACAAGACGGAGACAGCCCAUCAGGCGAGCAAAGCAGUGCAAUGACAUCUCCUCUUCAGAGUAUGAUGGGUCUUGCCAAUCAGUCUCAAGGAGCCACCUACGCCGAAAUGUGUCGCAGUCUGGCAAAUGCAAAGUGGAACCUGCAUCGAUAUUGGGCAGCAUUUCACGCCAACGAAUCUCGGCGACCAGCGACUCUGAUAAUGUAGUAGACGUUUCAACGAAAGAGAACAGUUCUUUCCAAAUGCUGCAUUACCCUAAGAGAAAAAAUCUUAAGAGUUGCUCAUCGGUCGGUACACCCUCCAAUGCUUCUACUUUUGAAAGCUGCACCAUAGGAUUGAGAAAACCGGUCAUAUGCAUCCCUAGAGUAAAUCCCAAUGAAAAGCUUAAAGGUGUACUAUCGGGAAAACAUCAGAAUAAUCGUCCUAUUUAUCAGAAGGAAAUGUCAGUAGAACUGCAUUCUUCUGACACCGACAACGAACUAUGUUUAAUGCCCAAAUGGAAUCAUCGUCGGUAUAUGAAGACAGGGCGUAACAGUGAGAAUAGGUGUCAGGAUCUGGCACGUGAGCAGUCGAGUUCAGGCGAAAAUAACCUUGCUUUAAAAUCAGAUCAACAAGUUACAGUUACAUGUGAUACCAGCACCUUCAGGUCCAAGACACUGUCAAGGGAUGACACAGAAAACCGUUUUAUGCAGAAAUUUCAUCGACUUGUCAGAAAACCCAGAACAACUACGUCUGAUUCUGACAAUUCAGGUUGCAGUAAUGAAGACGACACUCAAGUCUCUCAUGAUUCUUCAUCUGGUGUUUCCUCUCUUGAUCAAGCUGGUGCUUAUCGAAGUGAUCCAUGUGCAAUAUCUACUAUGGCAGCACCAUAUCAACAAAGUAAAAUGGAGGGAAAUACUGUCGCUAUCUCUCCAGUAAAAUUGUUGAGAUGUCCAAAGUGGGCAGAAUAUCAUAAUAGAAGGUCAGUUGAAGAGAAGGACAGAACUGCUGUGAGAAGACAGAGAGAUGAUGAGAAACCAAGCUCGUCAGGGAGUGAAAGAAUAGAGCAAGGCAAAAAACACCGAUCACUUGUAAAAAUGCCACAGCGUGAUCCUGAACACUCCUAUAGCAGACAAAUUGAUCGAGGGGAGGAUACUAGUUCUAGGAAAACACCAAAGAGGGAGCUACAUUCGCCAAGUAGCAGAAAAAUGGAGCAUAGAGACAUACAUCUACUGAAUACCAAACAAAUUGAGUCACAAUUUUUGAGAACCCGACGAACAGAUCAAGGAGAAAAGCCCAACUGUCUUGUUAAGACACCACAAAGGGAGCCACAAUUAAUCAGCAGACGAAUUGAUCAAGAAAGGAAGGAUACUAGUCUCGUAAACCGACAGAAACUGUGGCGAGAUUUGCCAAGAAGGCGACAAAGAAACCAUGGAGGAGAAGAAGUGAGUCUUGUGAACACUCGACCAAGUGGAUCAUAUUUGUCAUGUAGCAAACAAGCAAAGGGAGGAGAAAAGGACAUUGGUAUAGUAGGACGCCAAAGUCAUACACCCAACUCUGCUACAGAGCAUCAACACCGAAUGGGUCAUGGUAUAGGAAAUAUGGCUCCCAGAGUCAGCUUUAUGGACUCGUCGUGUGAAGGUCCGGGCAAUUGCAGUAAAGCAUUCUGUUUUGCAUGCAGCACGAGUUUGAUUGUUUUGUAAUGGAUGCCACGUGUUCGUUUACUGAUCUAAGCUCUCACAUUAUUUUGAAGAGUGGUAUGAUCGUGUAGAAUGCAAGUUGUUAUUACCAGCAAAUUUAUUAGUGAUAUUUUGAAGUUAAUUUAAUACAAGCUACCAUAUUCGGGUGUUGCUAUCCCCCGGGCGUGGAGGGACGGUCACGUGAUACAGUUGACGUAUACU
Molecule: messenger RNA, 5490 nt
Organism: Priapulus caudatus
Lineage: Eukaryota; Metazoa; Priapulida; Priapulimorpha; Priapulimorphida; Priapulidae
Exons: 5
Coding region: 22-5292 (1756 amino acids)
Cellular component (GO): nucleus
Molecular function (GO): histone binding; protein heterodimerization activity
Source: RefSeq, a predicted model, not a curated record